Coregonus sp. 'balchen' is the source of this 23796-nucleotide messenger RNA. The record is from the annotation of a GenBank genome assembly. NCBI's taxonomy places the organism in Eukaryota, Metazoa, Chordata, Actinopteri, Salmoniformes, Salmonidae.
AUGUCGUGGGUAAGAGACUGGUCACAGGUGUGUUCAGACAAACCAAGGCUGUCUGAUCUUUCUGUUGGUAGCUGAAUGGCAAAUUGGCAAUAUAACACAAUAUUGUUGUGUACUGUUGGCUGCCCAUGAUGUUACUGUAGAGAUAUUAUAUAUGUUGAAGCUCCAUAAUCACCAUUAUGUUACAGUACUGUAUGUGUUAAUGUCAGAGAUCCGUUGAAACUCCAAACUGACCCUGUUUAUUGAUAUUCUGUCCAACAUCUGGGUCUGAUGGCCACUGACCAAUGACAUAGUGACCCUAAUCACUGGUUUGUAAACCACAUAAUUAUCUCCUAAAUCCCUCCCCUCAAUCUUUAAUGUCCACCGUUCAUUUAGUGCCAGGCAAGCGACAGUGUGGCAAAGCAAAGCAAUAAAUAGCGACAGUACAGUCUCUCACAUCUGGAAUAGAAAUGAAAUGAGGUCUACCAGUUAGAUUUCAAUUUGUCAUUUUUCCCUUUGGAGAGAUCCAUCCUCCCUCCACCAUCUUAGAUAAUUAUAGAGCACCACUCUACUCUGCUGCAAAUGAGGUCACAUUAGUUGAAAACUCAAUUAGUUCCAAAGAUAAGACAGUUUCGACAACUCUUAUGAUGAGGCGGCUGUUUGAAAAAUAAAACCUUGUAUUGAGCAGUGAAGGCUCAGUUGUAGUGGUGGUGGCAGAUAAGGUUUUCUUAGAAAUAGCACUGAAUGACACAAGGAUGCCAGAUAAUAAUAUGGCUAAAAAUGUAGAAAGCUAGUAGAGAGAAAGCGACUCGAUGGGUUGGUGAGAGACCAAGCUAAAUGAUGCUGCAUAAGUACAUCACAACAGUAAUGAGUGUCCACAAAUCGCUUUCCAUAGAACAGCAGGUUCUACAAGAGUUCUAAAUAUAUCUCCAUGUGUCUGGAUAACUCAGUAGCACUGUGGAAGAAUCAUGGCUAAUUAGCAGAACAUUCCCCUAUGGUGGCUAGAAUCCUUAUUGUCUCUGAAGAACUUCUCUCUGUGUCCAAUUUGCUUGAUUUAGCUGUCCAACUUGUUUGAAUGUGCGUAAUUAGCUAGUUCAUUUUCACACGUUUCUGCAUGUGUUGCCUCUCUCCUCUCUCUCGAGCUCUCUAGCAUCUAUAUCUAUCCCUCUAUCUAUCUCUCUGCUAGUUAUAUCUCUCAUCUGCUCGAGCGCAUCUAUCUAGAUCUUCUCUCUUCUCUCUCUCUCUCUCUCUCUUCUCUCUCUCUCUCUCUCUCUCUCUCUCUCUGUUCUGUUCGUGCCAUUUUAUAAUUGCAUGGCCAGUUAGUUUGUUUUCCGGAAUUCUCCACUUUAUUAUAAUUUAUGUCUUGCCACUCAUCGUCUGAUUCAUCUAAUCAUGGGAACAAAAGCUAACAAGGAGACACUCGGAGGGGUCAACAACACCAGGGCCAGGGAUGACACACGGAAUCACCAACAUUAUUCAUUAUUAUUAUCAUUAUAUUUAACCGUUUGAUAAUAUUUCUUAAUUAUAUUUAUACUGUAUGUACUCACAUGAUCUGUAUUGGAUUAUGUGUUAAUUGGGAGCAUUUGUUUUAAUUCACAUAAACAAUUCCAUCUGUACUGAUGCAAUGUUGUUCAUCAGUUGUAAUUUGCUAACGCUUACACACUGUUCCUGUUUGCUGUUUCCAGCUGUCAGCUGCCCUCUGUGUGUGUGUGCGUGUGGUGUGUGUGUGUGUGUUUGUUUUCGUCAUCAGCUGUUGCCUUUACAUCUCAGUGUCACAAUUGCUGUAAUGAACCACAUGUUUUAUAUCUUCAAUUAGCAAAAAAUGAGUUAUAUACUGAAUUAACACCAUACCACUGUUCUCUUGGUUAUGUUAUUAAAGACAAACAGACAAGACGAUGGCUUUGAUCCGUGUUGUUAUCUACAUGAUGAGAAAAUGAUAAUCCUUCACCUCAUAUCAUUCUCCCUCUGAGAAUCCUACUGUCCAGACAACUGAGACAUGCUCAGAAAAGCUAUUGUUCUGCUCUUCAGGUAGGUAGGUAGGUAGGUAUGUAGGUAGGUAGGUAGGUAGGUAGGUAGGUAGAUAGAUAGAUCCACCUUUUGCAGCAAUUACAGCUGCAAGUCUCUUGGGGUAUGUCUCUAUAAGCUUGGCACAUCUAGCCACUGGGAUUUUUGCCCAUUCUUCAAGGCCAAACUGCUCCAGCUCCUUCAAGUUGGAUGGGUUCCGCUGGUGUACAGCAAUCUUUAAGUCAUACCACAGAUUAUUCUCAAUUGGAUUGAGGUCCGGGCUUUGACUAAGCCAUUCCAAGACAUUUCAAUGUUUCCCCUUAAACCAAUCGAGUGUUGCUUUAGCAGUAUGCUUAGGGUCAAUGUCCUGCUUGAAGGUUUCCCUCAAGAAUUUCCCUGUAUUUAGCGCCAUUCAUCAUUCCUUCAAUUCUGACCAGUUUCCCAGUCUCUGCUGAUGAAAAACAUCCCCACAGUGAAGCAUGGUGGUGGCAGCAUCAUUCUGUGGGGAUGGUGUUCUCGGGGUGAUGAGAGGUGUUGGGUUUGCGCCAGAAAUAGCGUUUUCCUUGAGGGCCAAAAAGCUCAAUUUUAGUCUCAUCUGACCAGAGUACCUUCUUCCAUAUGUUUGGGGAGUCUCCCACAUGGCUUUUGGCGAACACCAAACGUGUUUGCUUAUUGUUUUCUUUAAGCAAUGGCUUUUUUCUGGCCACUCUUCCAUAAAGCCCAGCUCUGUGGAGUGUGCGGCUUAAAGUGGUCCUAUGGACAGAUACUCCAAUCUCUGCUGUGGAGCUUUGCAGCUCCUUCAGGGUUAUCUUUGGUCUCUUUGUUGCCUCUCUGAUUAAUGCCCUCCUUGCCUGGUCCGUGAGUUUUGGUUGGUGGCCCUCUCUUGGCAGGUUUGUUGUGGUGCCAUAUUCUUUCCAUUUUUUAUAAUGGAUUUAAUGGUGCUCCGUGGGAUGUUCAAAGUUUCUGAUAUUUUUUUAUAACCCAACCCUGAUCUGUACUUCUCCACAACUUUGUCCCUGACCUGUUUGGAGAGCUCCUUGGUGUUCAUGGUGCCACUUGCUUGGUGGUGCCCCUUGCUUAGUGGUGUUGCAGACUCUGGGGCCUUUCAGAACAGGUAUACAGUAAGGGAAAAAAGUAUUUGAUCCCCUGCUGAUUUUGUACGUUUGCCCACUGACAAAGAAAUGAUCAGUCUAUAAUGUUAAUGGUAGGUUUAUUUGAACAGUGAGAGACAGAAUAACAACAAAAAUAUCCAGAAAAAUGCAUGUCAAAAAUGUUAUAAAUUGAUUUGCAUUUUAAUGAGGGAAAUAAGUAUUUGACCCCCUCUCAAUCAGAAAGAUUUCUGGCUCCCAGUUGUCUUUUAUACAGGUAACGAGCUGAGAUUAGGAGCACACUCUUAAAGGGAGUGCUCCUAAUCUCAGCUUGUUACCUGUAUAAAAGACACCUGUCCACAGAAGCAAUCAAUCAAUCCGAUUCUAAACUCUCCACCAUGGCCAAGACCAAAGAGCUCUCCAAGGAUGUCAGGGACAAGAUUGUAGACCUACACAAGGCUGGAAUGGGCUACAAGACCAUCGCCAAGCAGCUUGGUGAGAAGGUGACAACAGUUGGUGCAAUUAUUCGCAAAUGGAAGAAACAUAAAAUAACUGUCAAUCUCCCUCGGCCUGGGGCUCCAUGCAAGAUCUCACCUUGUGGAGUUGCAUUGAUCAUGAGAAUGGUGAGGAAUCAGCCCAGAACUACACGGGAGGAUCUUGUCAAUGAUCUCAACGCAGCUGGGACCAUAGUCACCAAGAAAACAAUUGGUAACACACUACGCCGUGAAGGACUGAAAUCCUGCAGCGCCCGCAAGGUCCCCCUGCUCAAGAAAGCACAUAUACAGGGCCGUCUGAAGUUUGCCAAUGAACAUCUGAAUGAUUCAGAGAAGAACUGGGUGAAAGUGUUGUGGUCAGAUGAGACCAAAAUCGAGCUCUUUGGCAUCAACUCAACUUGCCGUGUUUGGAGGAGGAGGAAUGCUGCCUAUGACCCCAAGAACACCAUCCCCACCGUCAAAUAUGGAGGUGGAAACAUUAUGCUUUGGGAGUGUUUUUUCUGCUAAGGGGACAGGACAACUUCACUGCAUCAAAGGGACGAUGGACGGGGCCAUGUACCGUCAAACCUUGGGUGAGAACCUCCUUCCCUCAGCCAGGGCAUUGAAAAUGGGUCGUGGAUGGGUAGUCCAGCAUGACAAUGACCUAAAACCCACGGCCAAGGCAACAAAGGAGUGGCUCAAGAAGAAGCACAUUAAGGUCCUGGAGUGGCCUAGCCAGUCUCCAGACCUUAAUCCCAUAGAAAAUCUGUGGAGGGAGCUGAAGGUUCGAGUUGCCAAAUGUCAGCCUCGAAACCUUAAUGACUUGGAGAAGAUCUGCAAAGAGGAGUGGGACAAAAUCCCUUCUGAGAUGUGUGCAAACCUGGUGGCCAACUACAAGAAACGUCUGACCUCUGUGAUUGCCAACAAGGGUUUUGCCACCAAGUACUAAGUCAUGUUUUGAAGAGGGGUCAAAUAGUUAUUUCACUCAUUAAAAUGCAAAUCAAUUUAUAACAUUUUUGACAUGCGUUUCUCUGGAUUUUUUUGUUGUUAUUCUGUCUCUCACUGUUCACAUAAACCUACCAUUAAAAUUAUAGACUGAUCAUGUCUUUACAUUUACAUUUUUUUUUACAUUUUAGUCAUUUAGCAGACGCUCUUAACCAGAGCGACUUACAGGAGCAAUUAGGGUUAAGUGCCUUGCUCAAGGGCACAUUAACGUCAUUUAGCAGACGCUCUUAGCCAGAGCGACUCACAAAUUGGUGCGUUCACCCUAUAGCCAGUGGGAUAACCACUUUACAAAUUUGGGGGGGGGGGGGGGGGGGGGUUAGAAGGAAUACUUUAUCCUAUCCCAGGUAUUCCUUAAAGAGGUGGGGUUUCAAAUGUCUCCGGAAGGUGGUGAGUGACUCCGCUGUCCUGGCGUCGUGAGGGAGCUUGUUCCACCAUUGGGGUGCCAGAGCAGCGAACAGUUUUGACUGGGCUGAGCGGGAGCUAUGCUUCCGCAGAGGAAGGGGAGCCAGUAGGCCAGAGGUGGAUGAACGCAAUGUCCUCGUUUGGGUGUAGGGACUGAUCAGAGCCUGAAGGUACAGAGGUGCCGUUCCCCUCACUGCUCCAUAGGCAAGCACCAUGGUCUUUGUAGCGGAUGCGAGCUUCAACUGGAAGCCAGUGGAGUGUGCGGAGGAGGGGGGGUGACGUGAGAGGAACUUGGGAAGGUUGAACACCAGACGGGCUGCGGCAUUCUGGAUGAGUUGUAGGGGUUUAAUGGCACAGGCAGGGAGCCCAGCCAACAGCGAGUUUGCAGUAGUCCAGACGGGAGAUGACAAGUGCCUGGACCAGGACCUGCGCCACUUCCUGUGUAAGGCAGGGUCGCACUCUCCGAAUGUUGUAGAGCAUGAACCUGCAGGAGCGGGUCACCGCCUUGAUGUUGGCGGAGAACGACAGGGUGUUGUCCAGGGUCACGCCUAGGCUCUUCGCACUCUGGGAGGAGGACACAGCGGAGUUGUCAACCGUGAUGGCGAGAUCAUGGAACGGGCAGUCCUUCCCCGGGAGGAAGAGCAGCUCCGUCUUGCCAGGGUUCAGCUUGAGGUGGUGAUCCGUCAUCCAUACUGAUAUGUCUGCCAGACAUGCAGAGAUGCGAUUCGCCACCUGGUUAUCAGAAGGGGGAAAGGAGAAGAUUAGUUGUGUAUCGUCAGCGUAGCAAUGAUAGGAGAGACCAUGUGAGGAUAUGACAGAGCCAAGUGACUUGGUGUAUAGGGAGAAAAGGAGAGGGGCCCAGAACCGAUCCCUGGGGGGACACCAGUGGUGAGAGCACGUGGUGCGGAGACAGCUUCCCGCCACGCCACUUGGUAGGAGCGACCGGUCAGGUAGGACGCAAUCCAGGAGUGAGCCGUGCCGGAGAUGCCCAUCUCGGAGAGGGUGGAGAGGAGGAUCUGAUGGUUCACAGUAUCAAAGGCAGCAGACAGGUCUAGAAGGACAAGAGCAGAGGAGAGAGAGUUAGCUUUAGCAGUGCGGAGAGUCUCCGUGACACAGAGAAGAGCAGUCUCAGUUGAAUGACCAGUCCUGAAACCUGAUUGGUUUGGAUCAAGAAGGUCAUUCUGAGAGAGAUAGCAAGAGAGUUGGCUAAAGACGGCACGCUCAAUAGUUUUGGAAAGAAAAGAAAGAAGGGAUACUGGUCUGUAGUUUGUUGACAUCAGUGGGGUCGAGUGUUGGUUUUUUGAGAAGGGGAGCAACUCUCGCUCUCUUGAAGACGGAAGGGACAUGGCCAGCGGUCAAGGAUGAGUUGAUCAGCGAGGUGAGGUAGGGGAGAAGGUCACCGGAGAUGGUCUGGAGAAGGGAGGAGGGGAUGGGGUCAAGCGGGCAGGUUUGUUGGGCGGCCUGCAGUCACAAGUCGCAGGAUUUUAUCUGGGAGAGAGGGGAGAAGAAGAAGUCAAAAGCAUAGGGUAGGGCAGUGUGAGCAGGACCAGCAGUGUUAUUAGACUUGACAAACGAGGAUCGGAUGUCGUCAACCUUCUUUUCAAAGUGGUUGACGAAGUCAUCCACAGAGAGAGAGGAGGGGGGGGGGGGGGGAGGAGGAUUCAGGAGGGAGGAAAAGUGGCAAAGAGCUUCCUAGGGUUUAGAGGCAGAUGCUUGGAAUUAGAGUGAGUAGAAAGUGGCUUUAGCGAGCAGAAAACAGAGGAAGAAAUGUAGAGAGGAGGGAGUGAAAAGAUGCCAGGUCGGUAGGGAGGUUUUAGUUUUCUUCCAUUUCCGCUCCGCUGCCCGGAGCUCGUUCUGUGAGCUCGCAGUGAGUCAUCAAGCCACGGAGCUGGAGGGGAGGACCGAGCCGGCCGGGAGGAUAGGGGACACAGAGAGUCAAAGGAUGCAGAAAGGGAGGAGAGGAGGGUUGAGGAGGCAGAAUCAGGAGAUUGGAGGGAGAAGGAUUGAGCAGAGGGAAGAGAUGAUAGGAUGGAAGAGGAGAGAGUAGUGGGAGAGAGAGAGCGAAGGUUGCGGCGGCGCAUUACCAUCUGUUGUAGGGGCAGAUGUGAGUAGUGUGGGAGGAGAGCGAGAGAGAAAAGGAAACAAAGUAGUGGUCGGAGACUUGGAGGGGAGUUGCAGUGAGAUUAGUAGAGGAGCAGCAUCUAGUGAAGAUGAGGUCAAGCGUAUUGCCUGCCUUGUGAGUAGGGGGGGACGGUGAGAGGGUGAGGUCAAAAGAGGAGAGGAGUGGAAAGAAGGAGGCAGAGAGAAAUGAGUCAAACGUGGACAUAGGGAGGUUGAAAUCCCCCAAAACUGUGAGGGGUGAGCCAUCCUCAGGAAAGGAACUUAUCAAGGCGUCAAGCUCGUUGAUGAACUCUCCAAGGGAACCUUGGAGAGUUCUUUGUCAGUGGGCAAACGUACAAAAUCAGCAGGGGAUCAAAUACUUUUUUCCCUCACUGUAUAUAGACUGAGAUCAUGUGACAGAUCAUAUGACACUUAGAUUGCACACAGGUGGACUUUAUUUAACUAAUUAUGUGACUUCUGAAGGUAAUUGGUUGCACCAGAUCUUAUUUAGGGGCUUCAUAGCAAAGGGGGUGAAUACAUAUGCACACACCACUUUUCUGUUAUUUAUUUUUUUGAAUUGUUUGAAACAAGUAAUUUUUUUCAUUUCACUUCACCAAUUUGGACUAUUUUGUGUAUGUCCAUUACAUGAAAUCCAAGUAAAAAUCCAUUUAAAUUACAGGUUGUAAUGCAACAAAAUAGGAAAAACGCCAAGGGGGAUGAAUACUUUUGCAAGGCACUGAGGGAUGAUAGCGAGAAAGAGAGAGCAAGAGAGGGAGAGAGAGGUGAUAGAGUAAUACAGCAUAUUGCUUACUCCCACACCUUUGCUGUUGCUGUAUUGGUAUCUCAAGCUGCAGCAGAGUGAAUCCACACUGUAGCAAAUGACGCCACUGCACAGACGGCUGCCUCACUGACUGUCUCUAUAGAUAUAUCUCGCCCUCUUUCUCGCUAUCCAUCAAACCUUCCCUUCUCUUCUUUAUCCAUGGACUACAGCGACUAAAUGGAAAGACAGCGACUUUUUAGAAGAAGUGCGUUUGUUUUGUUUUUCGUCAAUCUAUGGAUUUCUAAGUAUGUUUUAUGAUGAUUCUCUUUCACCAAGUCAACAGUGAUUUGUAUUCAGCUGCAUGAAUUUUCUUCUCCAACCUGGAUGCUUUAUUCUCAGUUCUAGCUCUGACUUUUUCCUCUGAAUCUCAGACCAGGGCUUUGGUAUGUGUGGUGCGGUUUUGGGCACCAGAGUUGACACAGACUGCUGAGGUAUCUAGUAACACCUUCUGGUUCCCGGAGAUCUCUGGAGAUCUACAUAAUCUCUGUCUUCAUCAUCUCUGAUUCCUCUCUUACCUCUUGUUCUGGGCAGAGGUGACAGACUGUUGAGGGGUGACUUCUGAGGUCUACCUGGUGGUAGCCCCUUAGAUCCAGGGGGAACUCCACCACUCCACCUCUCCACCCCUCCACCCCUCCCCCUACUUUCCCUUCCUCUCACAUGCUGGUCCCUCUCUCACCAUGUUCACCAGGAUCUUCAUCCCCAAGAAGCACCGGCAGCGGUUUGACGAGGCCGUUUCCCAGAGCCUGAUCCAGAGGAUCUGUCGCAGUAAGAGCAUCAGCGUGCCGGGCCAGCAGGGCCGUCUGAGACGUAGCCGCAGCGAGGACCACCCCGACCGCCACCACGGCUCCAAACGGGCCAGCUCAGUACCCCGGGACCCCGUGGAGGACCGGAGGGGGAAAGGAGAGAGGAGAGAGGGGGUACAGGAAGUCUAUGUCGGGCAUACCUGUGCAUCAAUCAGGAGCCAAUCAGAGGUUAGUAUACAGUAUGGGGUAUUUAGCUAUGACUCCCACUCACCUGAGAGAGAGAGAAUAUUUAGAAUAUGCUGUUUGUGUGGUUGGAGCAGGAGAUUAUGGACAUAUAUUGGAUUAAAAAUUACUACUGAAUGACAUUUUAAAAAUAAAUGUUCCAACCCGCUGGGUAAUUUUCUAAAUGUUUAAAUGUGUUGUUUGUUGAUAGAUGAUUUGGAAGCACCUGAUACUGUUGAUUAGGGAACAGUUUCUGUUAACCAUUGAAUGAGUCUUAUUACUCACCUAAUAUUAUAACAACACACAACGAUUAUAGCUAUCAGUGUCCAACCGAUAAUACCUUGGAGGAAUUAAGAUUAUGACUCAGAAAGUCAGUAAACAGUCGAACCACACAGCAGGCUCAGCUCUAAGCCAUACAGUAGCUCACUCCAUUCCAGUUUUACAGAUAUACUUUGCAGUAGACUCAAGUCCAUGUUUUUAGCUCCUCUUCUGUGCUGUUUCUUGGGUUAUGGAAUGGUACUGAUGUAUAUAAAGGACAAAUGGUAGAUGAGGGGAGAGAUGAGAUCUGUUUCCUUCACCUUUUCUAUCCCACCAGUUUCUUGUCUCUAGUGCUUUGCAGUGCUGAGUCUACCCUUUGUGUCUCUGUACAUAUAGCACAGUACAGUACUCUAAAAACCCAUUUAAAAUGUUCUCAUCUGUCCCAAUAUUACAUAACAAGCAUAAAGACAAUCAAAGAACGGAUUUUACCGGUUUCCUCUCUUCUCCUUCUUCUGCUUUAUGGACCUCUGUUCAUAUCUUAUGAUGUUGCCUUGAGUAGUUUCCAUGGCAACUGUGAUAUCUCCAUCCCAGUCUUUGAUGGAAAUGCUUCUUAGUGGGAGCCAGGGAACAGAGGCAUCACUGUCUGAGCUGGAAAUUAUACCUGUUAUGUGGUAUUCCUACUGGACACACUAGCUACUGUUUCUUUUUUACUCAUUCACAUUCCUUUGUUGUUUUAUUUCUAGUUGGCGAGAUUCAAGUUACAUAACAGACAGUAUGAUGUGGGCAUGAUAAUAUGAAAUCCCUGUAGAAUUGUUAUUUACUGUUGAGAACGAUAGGCUAUUCUACGCACCCAGUAGUACUUGAUAAAUACAUUUGAAAGCGGUUGAAAGCCCAUUGAUAAAAUAUCAGUACACAACAAAGGUAGUAAUGUAAUUACAACUAUAUUGUUAAAACCAUAUAUUUUACUACUCUACUGUAAACAUGUAUACAAAUGUAUGUUCUGACAGAAAAUAAUACAGGCUUUGAAAUGUUCCCUCAGCCUCCGUGCUCCCCCCAGGACAGUAAGGGUUUACAGAGGGAAGAAGAGUUUUGGGUUCACCCUGAGGGGCCAUGCCCCUGUCUGUAUCGAUUCUGUCAUCCCAGGUAAGUUAUGACGACCUGCUGAUUACACUUCUCUAUGUGGUGUGUUGGCUGGAUGAUGUUAUAUGUUUUAUGUUGGGUAACACCGUAUUGUACUGGGCUGGUAUCAGGUGGGUGUUGUUGGGUGUUGGGGAUGCUGUAGUCAGUAGUGGGUGUUAGGUGUUUGGGAUGCUGUUGUCAGUAGUGGGGGUUGAUAGGUGUCGAGGAUGCUGUGAUCAGUAGUGGGGGUUGUUAGGUGUUUGGGAUGCUGUGAUCAGUAGUGGAGGUUGUUAGGUGUUUGGGAUGCUGUGGUCAUUAGUGGAGGUUGUUAGGUGUUUGGGAUGCUGUGAUCAGUAGUGGAGGUUGUUAGGUGUUUGGGAUGCAGUGAUCAGUAGUGGAGGUUGUUAGGUGUUUGGGAUGCUGUGAUCAGUAGUGGAGGUUGUUAGGUGUUGGGGAUGCUGUGAUCAGUAGUGGAGGUUGUUAGGUGUUUGGGAUGCUGUGAUCAGUAGUGGAGGUAGUUAGGUGUUUGGGAUGCAGUGAUCAGUAGUGGAGGUUGUUAGGUGUUUGGGAUGCAGUGGUCAGUAGUGGAGGUUGUUAGGUGUUUGGGAUGCUGUGAUCAGUAGUGGAGGUUGUUAGGUGUUUGGGAUGCUGUGAUCAGUAGUGGAGGUUGUUAGGUGUUGGGAUGCGUGAUCAGUAGUGGAGGUUGUUAGGUGUUUGGGAUGCUGUGAUCAGUAGUGGAGGUUGUUAGGUGUUUGGGAUGCAGUGAUCAGUAGUGGAGGUUGUUAGGUGUUUGGGAUGCAGUGGUCAGUAGUGGAGGUUGUUAGGUGUUUGGGAUGCAGUGGUCAGUAGUGGAGGUUGUUAGGUGUUUGGGAUGCUCUGAUCAGUAGUGGAGGUUGUUAGGUGUUUGGGAUGCUGUGAUCAGUAGUGGAGGUUGUUAGGUGUUGGGGAUGCUGUGAUCAGUAGUGGAGGUUGUUAGGUGUUUGGGAUGCAGUGGUCAGUAGUGGAGGUUGUUAGGUGUUUGGGAUGCUGUGAUCAGUAGUGGAGGUUGUUAGGUGUUUGGGAUGCUGUUGUCAGUAGUGGAGGUUGUUAGGUGUUUGGGAUGCUGUGAUCAGUAGUGGAGGUUGUUAGGUGUUGGGGAUGCUGUGGUCAGUAGUGGAGGUUGUUAGGUGUUGGGGAUGCUGUGAUCAGUAGUGGAGGUUGUUAGGUGUUGGGGAUGCUGUGAUCAGUAGUGGAGGUUGUUAGGUGUUGGGGAUGCUGUGGUCAGUAGUGGAGGUUGUUAGGUGUUGGGGAUGCUGUGAUCAGUAGUGGAGGUUAUUAGGUGUUGGGGAUGCUGUGGUCAGUAGUUGGGGUUGUUGUUGGGGUGAUCUGAUCUAGAGGGGUGUUAACCUGAAUAUACAGUAUGUGUCAGGAGGUGGAGGCGUGUCUCUGAGUCACUAACUAAUCAAAUCAAAUUGUAUUUGUUACGUACACAGUUUCCAACAUCCAUCCACUGUACAAUAAGACAGACAGUACAGUCAUGCUGGGUGAUGCUUUUAUUGUUGUUUUUGUUUGUUUAAGGGCCGUUUAAGGGGAUAAGGGAAGUGGUCAGGGAUUUUAAAGAGACUGGGAUAAGAGGAGGAUGAAUACAUGGAUGGAUGUGGAUGUUGCUGUGUGCUGUGAUGGAGAGAUGUUCUGCUGUAAAUGCAGAGGUUGGGGCAGCAGGUAGUCUAGUGGUUAAGAGCAUUGGGCCAGUAACCGAAAGGUCGCUGGUUUGACUCCCCAAGCUGACUAGUUUAAAAAUCUGUUGAUGUGCCCUUGAGCAAGGCACUUAACUCCAAUUGCUCCUUUAAGUUGCUCUGGAUAAGUGUCUGCUAAAUGACUAAAAUGUCAAAUUUUGUACCAGAGUAUAAUAAUAUGGGGUUUACCGGAUGCUCAUCUUUGUCAGGGCUGAGGCGGGGGAGGAGUGAGUGAGUGUGUGUGUAUGAUGCCGUCCACCCGCUACAGAUCUGAGCAGAGGCCAGCAGUAAGUUACUCACUGACUCAGUGGGCUAGGCCUUAUGAGGACGGCUGUAGAUGGAGAUGCUGUGGGUGGAUGAGAUAAGAUCGUGAUGUACAGGCAUCCAUAAGAACACACUGUCUCAUGUCAGAGAGCCUGCAUGGCCAUGUGGUACUGUACACCUACUUGAAGAAUGAUAGAUAAUAUUAUGCUAAAUUGGUUCCUAAAGGGCUACCGGCAUAACCCAAGACAACACAUGGUACAUAAAAACAACAUCAGUCAAAUAUUACAUACUGAUUUGAUUAAUGAGGCUUUUAUAAAUGUUCUGUUUUGCAUAUCAUCAUGGAUUGUUAUGUGUCUUCCCUCCUUUUCUCUCUGACUCUCAUCCCCCUGUCUCUCUUCAGACAGCCCUGCUGAAGACUGUGGUCUCAAACCAGGCGACCGCAUCCUUUUCCUCAAUGGGCUGGACAUGAGGUACAGAGACCUGUUAUGACCUUACCUUAUGAUGCUCACAGGAGAGUGAGUCAACCUGAUAAGUGGGCUGGUGUGUGUCUGUGUGCACGCACAUGCGUGGAUGUGUGUGUGGAAUGGUAUUUGAGAAAAUGAUUGUGGGAAGUCCUUUUACGCCCUUUAAACUUACUUAUUAUUCCUUUUUAUUCUGAACAUGAAGAAGUGUGGGAGUGCACAUUAGAACACAGCCUGGCUGGAAUCACAUUUGCUCAGGAGGGCUCUGUCAAUAUUUCACCGCCCAUAGCACAAUAUCACCCACAGUAUCACCCACAAAUACCUCAUUAUACCACCCUAGAAACCAUGUAAACCAGGGGUCACAUGGGUGAGUAGUAGCGUGCAGUACUGAAUACUGUAGAUCAUAACUCUCUGUACCUUUCAGUGUCUCUAGGAGCUGGUCCAAUGACAACAGCCUUGCAAGAUCGUGUCUACGUUGAUAUUAGUACUGACAGUGACUGUGUGUGUGUGUAUGAGUCUUCAGGAACUGUUCCCAUGAGAAGGUGGUGUCCAUGCUGCAGGGCAGUGGGGCCAUUCCCACCCUGGUGGUGGAAAGCGGCCCCUCUGGUUACUCCCUCUCUGACCAGGGGGACACUUCCCCAGGCCUGUCCCCUUCCGUGGCCCCAAGGUCCCGCUCACCCAGGCCCCCUCAGCUCCCUGCAGUGGGUGGCUGAGAUCCUCCCCCCCAGCAUCAAGGUCCACGGACGCACCUUUAGCCAGCAGCUGGAUCACCUGCUCACCGUACAGGAGAGAUACACCAUCUGCAAGCCCUGGAGACCUUCUUCCAACACAGUUGAGAGAGAGAGAUAGAGAGAGAGAGAGAGAGAGAUAGAGCGAGAGAGAGAGAGAGAUAGGAGAAGAGAGAGAUGAGAUAGAGAGAGCUCGCGAGACGCUAGCUAAGCAGAUAGAUAUAGAUGUCUCGCUAGUCUCUGACGAGAUCGUUAUCUAGAUCUAUCAUCGCGAGCUAUCUCUAUCAAUCUGAUCUCUAAGGCUCUCUCUCUCUCUUCUCUUCUCUCUCGCUCUAGCUCUCCGAAUCUAUUUUCAAAUGUCAGGAAUGAUGAUUUAUUCGUUUGAAAUGCCUCACACAUCAAUAGUAAAUAUUACAUACAUUUUAUGUUGACCUACCCUAAAAGAGAAACUCCUCUCAUAAUCUGACAGUUCCCUGCCAAAUAACAUCCUACCCCUCAAUAAUCUGCUUGAAUCCUAAUAUGGUUCAUUACAUCUUAUUACAUGCACUAAAUGUAAAUUCUAUAAUUCUAUACAUUAUAUAAUGGUAAACUUGUCUAAUCUAAAGCAAUACAUGUUAUUUUACAGAGUACAGAAUCAAAGAGUCACCAAGACAAAUUCCCUAUCAACGUUACUGAAUAGCAAUAAACCUUUUCGAAAGUAGGAUUUUCUUUUGAUACUUUUAUUUUAGCAUGUCUGAGAAAGUAAACUUGCACACGUUAACAAGCUACCAGGUGCAUGGGGAAAAAAGUAUUCUUAAUAAUAAAAAGAAGAAAAACUCCAGCACACCGGUAGGAGUUGAGUUGUACCUCAGAUAAUGAGUUGUACCUCCUGAUGAAACAUUGGUUAAAAUAUCUAUUAAAUUAAUAAAAAAUGAAGAUUACCAGUGUGCUUGAGUUUUUAUGUAUUUUUAUUUUAGCAUGUUUUAAAAUACUUUUAUUGUAGCAACAAAAAAGUCAGAUUUUGAUUAUUUGUCUGAGCUGUUCAGAAGUAUCUAAAAUGGUGACUUUGUCAUUGUAAAUGUUCAGGAACGUGGACACCCUGAUUGUUGAUGUGUUCCCGGUGUUGGACACUCCAGCCAAACAGGUGAUCUGGCAGUUCAUCUACCAGCUGCUGACCUACGAGGAGCAGGAACACUGUCAGAGCAAGAUCUCACGCUUCCUGGGCUUCAAGACCGCAGGUGGGUUAGCCAUUAGCCACAUCUCUCUGCCUGCUUGGUUGGGUCUGUUGCGUGUGAGUGAGUUGAGUUAGAAGUGGGGUCUCUGUUUGGUUAUGCUCUCACCGGUUUAGAUUUUUAUAAAAUGUUUUGUCUUUCAUAGUGGAAGAUUGCUUUGCAUCUUUACAGGCAAGGCUUGGCAGAGGCAAAAACUUAGACAGCUAGAUAUUACAAUGAAAAUAGCUGAUGACUAGAGAAUAUAUUUAUUGUUCAGUGUGGUGGGAUGUUCUUAGAUAUUUCCUCAUGUCAUUCUAAUUAAUUAUAAUUCUUCUCUCUCUUUCUCUGUGUGUUUGUGUGUGUGUACAUUAGCAGAGCCUGAGCCAGAGCCAGGUGCAGGACAGGAGCACCACAGGAGGAGCAGCUCAGUGCGUGUGUCAGGUACCUCCUACAGAGGCCCCGUACGGGAGAGGAGCUCUGACGACUGCAUCAUCGGAACACACCUGGGAAUGGGUACGAAUGUGAUCAGCUCAGCAACUCUUUGUCCUUAUCCUUGAUUGGAAGGGUUUCCUCUCAACCAGCCACUCCAGGGCUGAGGGUUGACUUGCUGCUUCUAACAGGGAAUAUCUAUCCAAGCCUAGUAUUGCAUUAAGCCCAUCUCUAGUCUCAUAGGGCCAAAUCCUAACUUGAGAAAUGCCUACAGUAACUUGGAAUUUAGCAUAAACCACACAUUGACGCCAAUGGGAGAUUUGCGCAGAAAUUCAAAUUACAGGUGUACUGUGUAGUGUACAGUAAAUCUCAAGUUAGUAUCUAGCCCACAGUUGUCAAAAUGCACUAGGUCUCUGUUGCUUCUCCAUGCUGUUAAGUACAUUAUGAUGCAUCCUGCUGUCUCCUGCUGUCUCCCCUCCUCUCUGGGCUUGAGAGGAGGUGGAUCCUCAUGACAGUUUGUCCCUGUCCUUCAUGUGGACGCAGGGAUUCAUGUGGAUGCACCAGGGAGUGGUAUUGGGACACCUGGUGAGAGACAGUGUGGAGACGGCACCUCCUUCCCAGAGUCCCCUGACCUGAAUCACGUGGGUAUAAAACUGCAACACAAUGGUCAGCCAUGCAGAGCCAGUGGUGCUAAUUAUGUGUGUACACCAGAGCCAUCUAUUUAUUUAUAAAGAUAAAUACCUACAUGUCUCUGCUGUACUCCAAUGCUUUUACCAGUGCUUUUGGAAACACUUUAUCUGGACGUCUGCUCAUGAACAGUCUGUAAAUAGUAUUACAUAGUUACAGUAUGUUAACAUUUUAAAAAAGACAAAUAUGACGCAUGUUGUUUAGGAUUUUUACUCAAGGUUAACAAACUAUCUAGUAAUGAUUCAUAAAGAGUUUAUAAGCAGACCUUGUGAUAAACCGUUCCCAGUGCUUUGUGCUAAUGUCCUGCUCACACCCCCUACGACCCCUAGAUGGCAGGAGUGUACACAGAGCUGGAGAGUGUGUACACAGGGAAGAGUGCCAUGAAGGCCAUGCAACAGAGUCACAGUCGUUGCUCUCCACUGACCCUACCAGACUUUCAGGAGCUGGGACAGACUGACGCCUAUGGCCAGUCUCCUGCUCGCUCCUCCCUCAGUCAAGGUAGCACAGGUAACACAGACACACACACACCCACUCACACACACCAUUGACAUGGCAACCACUUGAAGCCAAUGGUCAGCAUAUCAUAAUGGUUACAACAACAUCGCCAUUAACGUUGUCACUCAUGCUCGCUUUAAGGAUGACAAAUAAGAUCAUUUAAGAUGGAACCCAUGUGGUUUAAAGAGACUUCUUUAGAGUAAAUUGAACAAACAGCUGCCACAUGUGGGUCAAGUUUUAUUUAAACCAAAUAAAACGCUGAGUCACAAAGUCCUCUGUUAGACAUCUUUGAAAUAAUGCAGCGUUUCUUCUCCCCCCACAGGGAACCGUAAAUCAGGUCUGUCUCUGACAUGGAAGGAGCCUCUGCCUGACCCUCUGUAUGAGUUCUAUCAUGAGGGAACCAUCCCGUCUCCCGGCAGCGCUGACUCCAACCCUUACGUGAGCCUGGAGAGCCCCCCUCCGUCUCCCCAGCACUCUGACGACCCCACCAGCCCCCUGUCCAGACGCAGGAAGCUCUUUACCUUCUCCAGACCGCCCCGGAGCAGGGACACAGACAGGUUCCUGGACGCUCUGAGUGAACAGCUGGGACACCGUGUCACUCUGGUGGACAACUUCCUCCCUGGAGAGAACGACUAUGAGGAGGUGAGAGACAGAGACAGUAUAUGAAGAGAUGGUCACUAUGAGGAGGCGAGAGACCGAGACAAUAUAUGAAGAGAUAGUCACUAUGAGGAGGUGAGAGAGCCAGAGUCACAAUUAGACAAUGUGAGCCCCAAGAGACUCCUGGAGAAUUGGUGUGAAAUGUUAAUGAUACCAGAUCAAAUUCGCCAACAGGCCAUCCGUGCCUACAGUAGUGUCAUUGUGUGAAGAAACUGUUAUGUACAACAAAUUAUUAGAGAAUCUACAGUGUAGUAAAUACAAUGUUUAUGAAUAGGAUACAGACGGUACAGUAUGUGAAGUUGUUAUUGUGUCAACAGAUACAGUAUUUAUGGAGUUGGAAAAGAUUACAUACAUUAUCGCCGUACAAUAAAAGUUGAUUAUAAGGUUUGUGCAGACUAUUCAGGAUGCAUACCGUGAUAAAGUGACCAUCAGAUUAUACAGUAUGUGUGCGUCUGAUUGUAAGGUUUCUGAACACUGUAUAAGGUUAUAAGAUGUAAAUCAGAUGACAUGGUGUGUCUGAUUAUAAAGUGUGAGAUUGAUGAUUAUCUGCUGUGUCCAGAUGAGUUUCCAGGAUGAGCAGGAAGUGAGCUACCUCCCCCGCCAGCUGAGCAGUGCCAGCAGUGAGGACCUCAGCAGCAACGAUGACGCCACCUCCCUCACCUACUCCUCCGGCUCCGAACACAUCCCCAUCCCCCCGCCCCCCCAGAGCGCCCCGCCGCCUCCGCCCUUCCCCACCCCCCUACCUCCGCCACCAUUCGGCUUCUCCGACCCCCUCCCCAUUACCCCGGUCCUCUCUCACUUUUCCCCCGAACAUAUCCCCCGGGCGCGCAUGGCCUUCCAGCCGCAGCACCCAAUCAUCCCCCCUCCCCCGCCCGCUCCACGGGCCUUCACGUACAACAGACCGACCAUACACAAGGUGCUGCCGACCAAGGAUGAGCUACAGGGCCGUUUCCACCACCAAGCGACCCAGAUGACUCUCCCACUGGCCCCUUGCUACUCUCCCCAGCCCUCUCGCCCCAGGAACCUGCCCCGCCAGACCAGCCAGCCUCAGCCCCUGACCCAGCCCAUCCUGUGUCCCCAGCCCUCCCCUCAGCUCAACAGGCAAAGCCAGCUCGCCCUCCAGAGGCACCACCAGCUUCACCACCAACCCUACCAGCCCCAGCUGAGCCACAGCCUGCCCCCCCAGGCCCCUCACCUGUCCCAGCCCCAGAGUUACCCUCCCCAGCCCCCUCACUCACAGACCUACGAGACCCCCAUCUCAGUGUCAGAACUCCAGAAACACAAGGUGCCCCCACCGCCCCCUCCACCACUGCCGCCCCCCUGCGACCCGCCUCCACUGCCCAAUUCCAGUCCCUGUGCUGGGGACACCAACCACAUGAGUGUCAAGAGGCUACGUUGGGAGCAGGUGGAGAACUCUGAGGGGACCAUCUGGGGACAGGUACAUGUGGAGUCUAUUAUACUACCCCGGGAACCUGGAAUCAGUACUGUUUGUUGUUGUUGUUAUUGUUGUUUUUGUUGUGUUAAGAAAUGUAUUGACAGAUACUUUGUCUGACUUAGCUUGGAGAGGACCCUGACUAUGACAAGCUGAGUGACAUGGUGAAGUAUCUCGAUCUAGAGCUGCACUUUGGUACCCAACAGAGUUCCAGUAAGUUCUUUAUUAUGACCUCUUUUCAUCAAACAUCUCAUAGUGUCCACCUCUAUGAUAGCAUAUUUUUUUAUAUUGUCCUUCUACCGUCAUUGUCUCUGAUUUGAUAUUUAUUUAUUUUAACAGGGAGUCCCAUUGAGACUAAGGUCUCUUUUGCAAGGGAGUCCUGCAUAUAUAAUGCAAUAUAAUGAUUUUAUAUCAUUGCUGUGUAAGAGUACAUCACAUUCAUUAAUUCAACAUGGCUUGUUUUGUGUUUCAUUGUAUUGCUGAUAUUCCAUGUUGUUCUUAUGCCUUCACAGCUCACCAAGUUGUCCCAUGGUCUACUAAACUCCUCCAUUCACCUGCUCAUCAAAUCCAUUCUCCAUACGGCACCACCUCCCAUCCCAUCCCUCCCUCUCUUCUCUCAUUACCCAUCCAUCUUUAGUGCCUGUUAGUGUUUCCAACCCUGGUGCCUGGAGAGCAGCAUCCUUACACUGUGAUUAAAUGUGUCAGUCUCUCUUCCAGAGCCAGUCUUCCUGCCCGAGAGCUUUAAAAAGAAAGACGUGGUAGAGAUUCUGUCUUAUAAGAAGGCCUACAACGCCUGUGAGUAUGACCAUGCCGUAGCCCCCAGGGAUCUGAACCUUUAUCUCAAUGAUCUGAACUUACCCUCUAGGGCCAGGUGGCUCAAACACGGGUUUUUACAGAAGCAAUUGAAUGGUGUUGUUGUUGUUUUUGAUCAAUGAAGGUCUGUAUUUAUUGUCAAUGACUGUUUUGUACUGUGUUUUCUGUGAACCCCAGGAAGAGUAUCAGUUGCUAAUGUAACAGAUCCAAAUAAACCUUGUCUCCUCCAUCCCUCCAUUCCAUUCCUCCUCUCCCCAGCCAUCCUGAUCGCCCACCUGAAGCUGUCUCCAGGUGAGCUGCGCAAGGUACUGAUGACAAUGACCACAGACAGGCUAGAGCCAGCCCACAUCAAGCAGCUGCUGCUCUACGCCCCCGAUGACCAGGAGGUCAAACAGUACCAACGCUUCGACCAGGACUCCGCCAAACUCAGCGACCCUGACCAGUUUGUCCUGCAGGUAACUGAGACACUGUUGUGUCAAUGUGUCCCAAAUGGUGGGUCGGGAGCCACUGGUGGUUUCAGCCAAUGACAUUGUCUAUAUUGGCCCAGUCAAUCCCUCUAGGCCAGGAGUGUUCAACUCUUAUCCUACGAUGUCCAGAGACUGCUGGCUUUCUGUUCUAUCUGAUAAUUAACUGGUGUGCCAGGUGAACUGGCUUAGAGGUCCAGAGUUGAGUUUGAGGGCUCUAGGCUGUGGCUAGAAUGUUAAAAAAUAUAUAUUUCAGUAUUUUACUGUAUAAAAUAGUAGUAGUUUACUACAGUAGUAUGCUACUAUACUAGCAAUAGUAACAAUAUUUUUCAAGUUCAUAAUCUGUGUGUGCCCAGAUGCUGAUGGUCCCUGAGUAUAAGACUCGUCUGCGGAGCCUCCAUUUUAAGACGACCCUGCAGGAGAAGACAGAGGAGAUGAAGGCUGGAUACGAAUGUAUCUACAAGGCCUCAGUGGAACUCAGGAGCAGCAAGAAACUGGCCAAGAUCCUCGAGGUAAUAAAACUACUGUAACUCGCUCGAUGAGAGUGGAAUAUAGUAGCUUAAUGAUUGAGAAAUGGCAAACAACUAUCUUGUUUAUUUCAUAUUAUUUAUGGUACUGUGCUGUCAAAAUCUAAGGUUAUUAAAGAACCAGGAUGAUUUAAGACCAAAGAACCAAGAUGAUUCAGUUAAGAAUUGCAAUUUUGAAGAUUUGUCUGUCUGUAAAAUCAUAUAGGAUAAGGUAAUAAGAAACAGACUCAGAGGUACGCAUAAUGUUUUUUAUCAUGUCCUGUGGUCCUCUGGUCCUAUCAUGUAUCGUGGUCCUCUGUAGCUCAGCUGGUAGAGCACGGCGCUUGUAACGCCAAGGUAGUGGGUUCGAUCCCCGGGACCACCCAUACACAAAAAAAAUGUAUGCACGCAUGACUGUAAGUCGCUUUGGAUAAAGGCGUCUGCUAAAUGGCAUAUUAUUAUUAUUAUGUCGUGUUACCUGUAAACUGUUUCUAAACCUCUGUUUCUGUCGACAGUUUGUGCUGGCAAUGGGGAAUUACCUGAAUAAUGGUCAACCCAAGACAAACAAAACCACUGGCUUUAAGAUAAACUUUCUCACUGAGGUAUGGAUGGAUGUUCAUGCUCUCACAGACUGUGAUUUAACCUCAUUUGCCUCUAUAGCAGUGGUUCUCAAACCUCUCCUCUGGGAAACCCAGACGUUUCUCAAUUUUGUUGUAGCCCUGAACUAACUCACCUGAUUCACCUAGUCAAGGGCUUGAGGAUUAGUUGACAAUUUGUAUCAGGUGUGCUAGCUGUGGAAUAGUUAAACUACAUGGAACGAGAGGUUUGUAUCAGGUGUGCUAGCUGUGGAAUAGUUAAACUACAUGGAACGAGAGGUUUGUAUCAGGUGUGCUAGCUGUGGAAUAGUUAAACUACAUGGAACGAGAGGUUUGUAUCAGGUGUGCUAGCUGUGGAAUAGUUAAACUACAUGGAACGAGAGGUUUGUAUCAGGUGUGCUAGCUGUGGAAUAGUUAAAAUACAUUGAACGACUUGGGGUCCCCGAGGAGAGGUUUGAUAACCCCUUGUGUUAUCUUUGCCUUGGAGUUGACCUCUUUCUAAUGCCAAAUCCUAUCGCACCUUCCUUCUUACAGCUCAGCACCACUAAAACAGUGGAUGGUAAAUCCACCUUCCUCCACAUUCUUGCCAAAUCGCUAUGCCAACACUUCCCGGAACUGCUGAACUUUGCCAGGGACCUUACAACCGUGCCACUCGCAGCCAAAGGUACAGUAAGACGAUACCCCACAAUGUUCUUUACCUGGCUCUGUCCUUCAGCUGGACUCUGAGGUUCACUUUUUUUAUUGAAAUUUCUCUGCAGUGAAUCAGCGAGUCCUGACAGCUGAGCUGGGUGACCUCCACUCCACCAUCCAGGACAUCAGGACAGCCUGUCAGAUGAUCCCUGCCACGGCUGAGGACCACUUCGCUGCCGUCAUGAGUGUAUCUUUUUAUCAACAACAACAAAGCCCUUCACAACAGAACAUGUCACACGCACAUAUAAUCAUAGUACACAGUAUAGUUAGCGUGUGCUACACAGUAACACACUGUAGUAAUUAGUAGUAAGUAAUUACACUGUAAUUGUAUAUAAUUACACCAUAAAUAACAAUAGUCAGGAUAUUACUAGUCAGAAUGUUUCACUGUGCUUCAAAUGGUCUGACAGUUUGACGGUUUUACCCUUGAUCCUGGAGAUAAAGGGCUUCCUGGAGAACAGUCACCCAGCGGUUCAGUCUCUGGACUCUCUGCAGCUGAGAGCCAUGGACGAGUUCACUAAGGUGGCCUCUUACUUCGGCGAGGACAGCAAGGCCACCUCCACAGAGGCCUUUUUCGCAAUUUUCGCUGAGUUUACUUCCAAGUUUGAGGUGAGCCGGUAGCCAUAGUGAUGCCCUUGAUACAGUGAGGGAAAAAUGUAUUUGAUCCCCUGCUGAUUUUGUACGUUUGCCCACUGACAAAGAUAUGAUCAGUCAGGUUUAUUUGAACAGUGAGAGACAGAAUAACAACAAAAAAAUCCAGAAAAACGCAUGUCAAAAAUGUUAUAAAUUGAUUUGCAUUUUAAUGAGGGAAAUAAGUAUUUGAACCCUCUGCAAAACAUGACUUAGUACUUGGUGGCAAAACCCUUGUUGGCAAUCACAGAGGUCAGACGUUUCUUGUAGUUGGCCACCAGGUUUGCACACAUCUCAGGAAGGAUUUUGUCCCACUCCUCUUUGCAGAUCUUCUCCAAGUCAUUAAGGUUUCGAGGUUGACGUUUGGCAACUCGAACCUUCAGCUCCCUCCACAGAUUUUCUAUGGGAUUAAGGUCUGGAGACUGGCUAGGCCACUCCAGGACCUUAAUGUGUUUCUUCUUGAGACACUCCUUUGUUGCCUUGGUCGUGUGUUUUGGGUCAUUGUCAUGCUGGAAUACCCAUCCACGACCCAUUUUCAAUGCCCUGGCUGAGGGAAGGAGGUUCUCACCCAAGAUUUGACGGUACAUGGCCCCGUCCAUCGUCCCUUUGAUGCGGUGAAGUUGUCCUGUCCCCUUAGCAGAAAAACACCCCCAAAGCAUAAUGUUUCCACCUCCAUGUUUGACGGUGGGGAUGGUGUUCUUGGGGUUAUAGGCGGCAUUCCUCCUCCUCCAAACACGGCGAGUUGAGUUGAUGCCAAAGAGCUCGAUUUUGGUCUCAUCUGACCACAACACUUUCACCCAGUUCUCCUCUGAAUCAUUCAGAUGUUCAUUGGCAAACUUCAGACGGGCCUAUAUAUGUGCUUUCUUGAGCAGGGGGACCUUGGAUUUCAGUCCUUCACGGCGUAGUGUGUUACCAAUUGUUUUCUUGGUGACUAUGGUCCCAGCUGCCUUGAGAUCAUUGACAAGAUCCUCCCGUGUAGUUCUGGGCUGAUUCCUCACCGUUCUCAUGAUCAUUGCAACUCCACGAGGUGAGAUCUUGCAUGGAGCCCCAGGCCGAGGGAGAUUGACAGUUCUUUUGUGUUUCUUCCAUUUGCGAAUAAUCGCACCAAUUGUCACCUUCUCACCAAGCUGCUUGGCGAUGGUCUUGUAGCCCAUUCCAGCCUUGUGUAGGUCUACAAUCUUGUCCCUGACAUCCUUGGAGAGCUCUUUGGUCUUGGCCAUGGUGGAGAGUUUGGAAUCUGAUUGAUUGAUUGCUUCUGUGGACAGGUGUCUUUUAUACAGGUAACAAGCUGAGAUUUGCCCAUACACAAAAAUGUAUGCACGCAUGACUGUAAGUCGCUUUGGAUAAAAGCGUCUGCUAAAUGGCAUAUUAUUAUUAUUAUUAUUAUUAGGAGCACUCCCUUUAAGAGUGUGCUCCUAAUCUCAGCUCGUUACCUGUAUAAAAGACUCCUGGGAGCCAGAAAUCUUUCUGAUUGAGAGGGGGUCAAAUACUUAUUUCCCUCAUUAAAAUGCAAAUCAAUUUAUAACAUUUUUGACAUGCGUUUUUCUGGAUUUUUUUGUUGUUAUUUUGUCUCUCACUGUUCAAAUAAACCUACCAUUAAAAUUAUAGACAGAUAAUUUCUUUGUCAGUGGGCAAACGUACAAAAUCAGCAGGGGAUCAAAUACUUUUUUCCCUCACUGUAGGUGUCUGACCGUACAAUUUGACAGCAUUCAAGUGCAUCUGUGACUUAUGUAUAAUGAUGAUUGGGUCAUGUUUUCCAGAGAGCACUGAAUGAGACCCAGGCCACAGAGAACCCCUGCAGCCCCAGAGUGGCCUCUCCCCUGGCCUGGUAG